GAGAAAAUCGUCACUAUUGUCGACCGAACAGCCGUGAUGGCUGAGCUGCAGAUGACGUGCCAUUGUGGCAACGUCAAGCACGCCCUUACCGGGGCGGCAGAUGCGAGCGACAUUGAGUUGUGCCACUGCUACGGCUGCCGGCACUCGACCGGGCAGCUCUACGCAUCAUACUACGAAGUCGACCGGGACAGCACGCUGCCGCUGUUGGCAAGUCCAGCGCUCUCGAGAUACGACUCAGCCGGGCCGCAACGAGGGGAUUCAGGAGGGGCGGCCCGUGAUGCAGCUACUGCGCUGUACUUUUGCUCGACGUGCGGGUGCCAUGUCUUUCGGACCACAGCUGGCCCCGAAGAGACGAGGGUUGAGGUUGCAACGGGGACACUUACUGACGGCAACGAGCUGUCGGCAGCCAAGUUUGCGUCCCAUGCCCGUGCUGAUGAGACUCGUGACGGCGGCUUGACAAAGUGGCUUGUCGAGUUGCCCAUCUCCAAACAUGCCGAGAAGAGCGUGAGGCAUUACUCUUCGGCCAAGCUCGUGCACAAGGCACUCCGACCCCACGACACACUCGACGCGUCGUGUCUCUGCGGCGGCGUGGCUCUGCGCAUCACCCGCCCCAACGCCUCAAGCCUCGAGCCCUGUUCUGGGUUCGCCGACAUGAUAAUCCCCUUUCACACGGGCGAUCCGGACAUCAAGAACCCAGCGGACGUCAAGUGGUGGCUGCGCGAGAGCGGCACCAAGUACAUGGCCGGGCUGUGUGCGUGCCAAACGUGCCGACUCGUGUCGGGCUUUGAGCUGCAGUCCUGGGCGUUCGUCCCGCGGACCAACAUCGAGUAUCGCGCCCGCGUGGACGGACAUGCCGACGACGGCUGGAAGGUCCUCGACUUUGAGGCGCUGCGGGCUACGGGUACGCUGCGCGGGUACGAGUCCUCGCCGGGGGUGAUGCGCGAGUUCUGCGGCGGCUGCGGCGCGACGGUGUUUUGGCACGACCGCUGGCGGCCGGAGCUGAUUGACGUGAGCGCGGGGUUGCUGCAGGACGACGACGGCGAGGGGGACGGCGUCAGGGCCGAGGGAUGGCUGAGCUGGUGGAUGGAUAGGGUGAGCUUUGCAGAGGACGUGGUGCUGGGCCGUCACGGCGUGCCGAGGGAGAGGGCCAGGUGGCUGGUGGAGAGCAUCGAAAAGAACAUGAGAACAGAGGGAGGAAGGAAGCAGGGAGGAUGA
Messenger RNA from Purpureocillium takamizusanense, 1215 nucleotides. RefSeq lists its product as uncharacterized. Bases 37 to 1215 code for a protein of 392 amino acids. Gene Ontology annotation, molecular function: carbon-sulfur lyase activity. The record is from RefSeq and is a predicted model, not a curated record. The transcript has a single exon. NCBI's taxonomy places the organism in Eukaryota, Fungi, Ascomycota, Sordariomycetes, Hypocreales, Ophiocordycipitaceae.